Molecule: messenger RNA, 3900 nt
Organism: Asterias rubens (European starfish)
Lineage: Eukaryota; Metazoa; Echinodermata; Asteroidea; Forcipulatida; Asteriidae
Product: lymphocyte antigen 75-like
Exons: 24
Coding region: 1-3810 (1269 amino acids)
Molecular function (GO): protein binding
Source: RefSeq, a predicted model, not a curated record
AUGUCUCAAUGCCGUAAGGAUUGGAGUCAGUACGGCAAUCAGUGCUUCUACGUCAACACAAAUGCACUGUCGUACAGAGACGCCAAGGCGCACUGUCAGUCAUUCGGAGGAGGGGCAAAUAUUGCCAGCAUAUCCGACAGUGGAACCAACAGUCACGUGAGCUCACUGCUGGUGAGCUCAGACAGAUACUACAUUGGCUACCAGGAUGCUGACAGUGAAGGGACAUUCACCUGGGAUGACGGAGCGAGUGUCACGUACAUUAACUGGCGAAGCAGUGAACCAACUGGAGGUUACAAUAGGAACUGUGUCGGGUUAUAUUCUGGAGGUUGGGAUAACUUCGGAUGUUCUCACAUAUUUAAGAGUGUGUGCAGAGCAAUUAUCCAGUAUACAGCCACGACCACAGGAUGCCCUUGUUACUGGGACUCUACGCGUAAUGACUGCGCAUGCUGCUACACCGGAGGAUGUAAUUGUGGAGCCGAUUACCCAGAUCGAUGCGUGGUCUGCGGCGGCGACUGUACCACAACUGAAGCUGAACCGCUUGAGGACUGGACACUCGUCUUUAAGCACGCCCGCUCUUCUGGAAUUAACUUAGUAGAUCUUUGGUCAGGGAGUGGAACCUACAACGAUGGGUCUGCUUCCGCUCAGAUCGUCACGUCAACUGCGGAUCACUAUAAGUCCAGUGCUGCUAACAACUACGACACAAACUCUAUCGAAUAUGUCAAGUUUGCCUUCUAUACUUCCGGUGGGUCAGAGGUCAUGUCAAUGACCUUUAAUGCGGCAAAUACAGACAAGACUAGUUGGUUCUCAUCGGGUCAGUUACUGUACGCACCAUAUACAGACAUCUACACUGCGUCCAAAAACUAUUUCUCGUUGGCUGGGGAUACUGGGCUCCAGCGAGCAUUCUUCAUUAACUCAUACUACGGGGGCUGCAGCAUCGAUGCUGGUUGGGCGUGCGUGAAAGACACUGGCUCCAGCACGGCCUGUUCAUGGGACGGAUACUACACCAAGCCCUUCUUUGUGUACAGUACAGCUAGCACUUACACUUCCUACCAAUCCGGGAGCAGAUCUUUUCCUGAAAUCAUGGCAAUUUUUUACAAGUAUUAUGACACUUCCACCAAUCAGGGCAUCUGUGAUGAUAGCUGGGACCUUGGUAACAGCGCGAGGUCAUGUUACCGGGUCGUUGAGUCUGCAGUGUCUUGGCCAGACGCGUUGGACGCGUGUCGCAGCCUUCGGUCCGAUGCUGAUCUUGUUAGCGUUGCGUCUGCUGACGAACAUGCCUCCGUACUUGCAGUGUCUCGGCGGACUUUCAUCGGAGCUGAGUAUUGGAUUGGCUUUAGUGACAAUAACGAGGAGGGAACCUGGGAAUGGAGUGAUAAUACUUACAGUACAUACACUGCCUGGAACCCCGGAGAACCAAACAAUGCCAAUAGUAAAGAGCAUUGUGGAGUGAUGAUGUAUUCAGAAGAAGGCUUAUGGUAUGACCUGGAUUGUGGCAGCUCCAAAUACUACAUCUGUGAAUACCCGUUGAACGUCAUAUCUUGUGCAGAGUGGAAACGCCAGGGAUAUACCAGCAAUGGGUAUUACGUCAUCGACCCCGACGGUCCAGGACAAGGGAACGAUCCGUAUCGGAUUUACUGUGAUAUGACGUCCGAUGGAAGCACAGGCAUCACGGUGUUCAACCAUAACCAAGAGAUGCGUCAACAUGUGCAAGGUUAUGAGAGCCCGUUAUCGUACGUACGGACCUUGAGAUACAACGACGUCACCACAGCUCAAGUAACCGCUUUAGCAGAUAUAGCUGGAUCCUGCACUCAAUAUAUUUCGUUUGAGUGUUAUGGGUCCACAGGAUCGUACGGUUACACUGCGUGGUUCACUCGUAACGGAGACAUGGCUGACUACUGGGGUGGAGCGCCCUCAUCGACUAGCGUUUGCGCAUGCGGUUACUACGGUAAUUGUGACAAUGGGCAUUCCCGAUGCAAUUGUCAGGUAAAUGACUACAAUUGGCGCUCUGACGUCGGAGACCUGAGCGAUAAGAAUGAUCUACCUGUUACACAAAUAAAAAUAGGUGAUACGGGCAACGGGGACGAGCAAGCGUACCACACAGUCGGCCCGCUCUACUGCAAGUCGGAUGAGUCAUAUGUCAUUACCGGUCGAACUGAUUACAUCAUGACCGACAACGGCUACAUAUCGGGUUUGAACGAAGAAACCAUAUCAAGCACGACAGUGGAGAAUUGCGCGGCAGAAUGUGCAGGGCGCACCUCCUACACCUGUCGCUCGUUUGACUUCUCGAAAAGCUCCUCCACCUGUUACCUUAGUGUUGAGACGGAUGAAACUGUGGCGCUGUCUUCAAGCAGUGAUUUCUCUUUCUAUAGGCGCAAAUUGCCAGGGCAGGAAAAUCCCAAUAGAGAGAGCAACAACUGUGCUAGCGGCUGGGCAGAGUACAAUUCAAAAUGUUACUUCGCUGGAGUUUCGAGGAAAUCUUGGUACGACGCUGAACUCUACUGUGAAACACAAGGAGGUUCCUUGGUUACUGUGGACGAUGAAGCUGAACAUGAAUUCCUGGUUAGGAUUGGACGCUGGGCAAUGCCUUCCGAUGAAUGGUUCUGGAUUGGAAUAAAUGACAUCCAAAAUGAGGGAACGUGGGUAAAUGUAGACCAAUCGAAUGCUACUUAUAAUAGAUGGCGUUCUGGCGAACCUAACGGUGGCGACAUAGAAAAUGGCGCCAUCAUGUCUGUGUAUGAUAACCUUGACUGGCUGGAUUACACGGUGGAUUCAACGUACAAUUUCUUCUGUGAGACGAACAUCGGUGCAAGCGCAAUUGCCGCACCGACCACCCACUCCCUCUGUAGCUCCGGCUGGUUCCACGAUGACCACAGCUGUUACUACUUCUCCACGGGUACCAGCAACUGGGAUAACGCCCGGGCGUCUUGUCAGUCCUCCAACGCGGACCUGGUCAUGAUCACCAAGGGAAGGGAGUGGGACUUUCUGGUGAAUCACCGGAGGUAUCACUUCUCCAAUCAGCGCUUCUGGAUCGGAGCUAGCGACUCGGCGAGCGAAGGUGAAUUCCUCUGGAUAAACGAGGACUCAUUCUCGUCUACAUCGCUGAAGUGGGCGAGUGGUAGUCCGGAUGAUGGUGACUCAAACGAGGACUGUGUGGAGUUCAAUGAGUAUCAGGAACUAAAUGAUGAAACAUGCACCGAUGGACUCUACUACAUUUGCGAAAACGAUUUGUACCCUGUAGCUGUUCCAGCAAACUUUGCAGUCGAGACAAAAAGUACCAGCCAAAUUGAGGUAGUGUGGAGUCCAAGUAUUCUUUCUGAUGGACAGGACACAGAUGUGACUGGAUACAGACUUUAUUAUUGGUUGAUAAACGACAUGAACAACACCAUUGCCAAUAUGGAUUUUGGCGCUGACGUUUACCGAUACAUCUUGUCAUCGCUAACACCCGGUACAACGUAUGAGUUCAUGAUUGCUGCAUUCAGCUCCCAAGGAGAAGGGCCCACUACAGAUCCGCCGCUCCUUGCUACGACAAAAUCAUCAGUUAUCCGUACGGAUACCGACCGUCUGAAAGUUUACAUCAUCAUUAAAGGACAGCGCCUCAGACAGCACGCCAUGACCGAAUUUCAAAUAGCCUCGCUCACUCAGUGCACAAACAUCUGCACGUCGCUCGAGACUUGCGUGUCGGUCAACUUCCAUUCCAAGUCUCGAGACGCUCUGAAGACGUGCGAGAUCAACGAUGAGACCCACACGAGCAUGGCUAGCGAUAUGGAGGACGAUCGCGAGUACACCUACGCUUCGGUCGAGGGCUACUAAAGGCAGAUUUUUAUGAACUACAUUUGGUGCGUUGGAUUAGCUUCCCUGUGUCGACCCCACAGUGCUCAUUCGGGUGAGCCCCUGACAAGA